Molecule: messenger RNA, 2493 nt
Organism: Trichosporon asahii var. asahii CBS 2479
Lineage: Eukaryota; Fungi; Basidiomycota; Tremellomycetes; Trichosporonales; Trichosporonaceae
Exons: 2
Coding region: 1-2493 (830 amino acids)
Source: RefSeq, a predicted model, not a curated record
AUGGACGCCGAAGCUGGCCCGUCGCGGCCACCGCGCCCACCGAGCCUUCCUCGCAGUCCUCGAAGAGGACGGAUAUCAACCUCCCGAAGUCCGGUGAGGAGCGCCAGGCUCAGCGUCGAGGUCAGCGUGGAGCUGCCCCGGCUCAAGUCACCUGCUCGUGCACUUCCCUCUGCCUCGACAACACGAUCACCAGACUCAGGCGAGGACAGACCAACGAAGAGCCCGAUACGACUGCCAUGGCCGGAAGCAUCACCGCGAGCAUCGGGCGCAGGCUCGGGUUCGGAAUCGAGGAGUCCGACGCGGGCUACAGGUACAGGUAGCGAGAGCCCAGUCCGGCCAGGCGGGUUCGAGCACGUUGUCGAUGCGCUUGAGCGAGUUGUCGACGUGCCGAUUGAGCGCAUCAACACCCCUCGUAAACCACCGCCGGAACCCGCGCCGACAACGGAACGCACGAGGACACCCGCUCGCUCGACACCUGCCCGCGACCCAUCGCCGGGCUUCGACCUGACGCCUUUACCAACAACGCUGCCACCGGGUUUCUCGCGCGAGCCGACGCCAGCCUCAGUCACAUCGGAUGAUGACCCGCCGCCGAAGAGUGGCCUCCGCCUUCCCGUGCACCACACGCCGCAACGCCGGCCGGCCCAGCCGCCGAUAAACGGACCGAUCUACGUGCCCGCCGACGUCUUCGCUGUGCUCACCUCCCCGAUCGCCCCGCUCCCGUCCGCUACCGACUCCUCACUGCACACGGCUCUGCCCCCGCCGCUACCUACUGUCGCCGGCCACGCCCUCCGCUCCCUCGUCCCCCCGGUUCCGAAGCCGAUGCCACCCCGCCCGGCGCACUCCCUCCAAAACCGUGCCUACGUCUGCAUCAAGAUCAGCGAGAAGCGGCGCGCCGAGCUGAUUGCGCGUGGGGUCUACGAUGCGUUCCGGGACGAUGAGGAUGCACAGUUCCGAGCCUUAGCUCCGAGGAAGCGGUAUCAGCACUACGCCGCCGGUAGCAAUCGUGUCAUGGUGCGGAACGUGACGCUGGUUUUAGCGCGGCCGGAAGAGCUUCCCGAGCGCUUCAUUGAGCGGCCUGGACCUGCGCUGCUUGAGCCCUAUGCCAGCGUGCUGAAGGAGGACCGGCUCGUGAACACGCUCGGCGAGUAUGUGUGCGGGUGGAAGGGGUGUGGCGCCGUCCUCGCCAGUGAGGAGAGGCUAAAGCGGCAUGUGGCCAAGCGAGCUCAUGCCGCGCAGGGAGCAGUUGCGGCCGAGAAGACAGUGUACCGCUGCUUCUGGGCGGGGUGCGAGGGCCCGUGCUUCGAGCGAGUCGAGGGCCUGAUCCAGCAUCUCUCCGCGCGGCACAUUGCUGGCCGGCUCCGCUGUCCCUUCGAGGAUUGCGAAAUGACCUCGCCGACACUGGCGCAUCUGCAACGACACGCGAUCCGGCAACACGCACCCGACGCUCCCCUCCGACCGCGCGCCGACCUCCCAAUCCUCCCCAAACUGCCGCCGCUUCCGCCCCUGCCAGUAAUUGCCCACGCCGAUGAGCUGUGCACGCACCGCGUCAAUGGACGACAGCACGCUAGCGCAUACAGGCAAGAGCAGGUCCGGGCUCGGAUCCAGCGAUUGUGCUUCGGCGGCCCUGAGCCCGACACAGAAGCCGGCGGCGUGACGAUGAUGGAGCAGUUAGCCUUAACGCCGCAGCCCGAUGUGCCGCCGCCGCAGCGCAAGCGGAAGCGGAUGAACUGGGGCUGGGUGCCAAAGAAGAAGUACCCCUCGCAGGUCAAAGUCAAGGCGGAGCCAAACAGCGAUGCUGAGCCACCUCUCCGCAUCGGCGCAGGCGAGCGAAAGUGGGCCGCGAGGCAGGUCGCAGCAGAGCAGGAGCGCGAACGGGAACGCGAAAGGGAGCGCGAGAGAUACGAGCGCAAACGCCUUGGUCGGGUUUGGGUCGAGAUUCCCGUCCGCGACAAGAGGAAGGAGGGCAUCUACGAACGGCCCGAGACACCGCCUCCGCCCCCCGUCACGCCUGGAAGUGCGGUCGAGAGGAGGAUACGGAAGGAACGAAAACGCGCGCGGGAGAGUAAGGGCCGCCCAGGGCCUGACGACGCCGAGUCGAGCAACACGGGGAAGAAGAGGAAGGCAGAGUUCAACACGGCAGUAUUUGACUCGUUCCGGACGUCCGGCCCUGCUUCUCUUGCCUCAGCUACCGCCUCUGUAUCACCGUCCAAGGCUCCAGAUGACGACGACUCGGAGGCAGAAGUCGAGCUCGGCGUGAGUCUCGACCCGACGCCUGUCUCGCACACGCCGUCUCGCUCCUCCGUCCAACCCCCAGUCCUGCCCGCCUCUGCCCGCUCCUCGGGCAGCUCACGCGCUGCGAGGACGCCGAAUGGCAACGUUGUCACGCCGGUCCGACCGAGCGCCUCGCCUGUGACGUCUACGGGAGGGAAGAAGAUUCCGCGCCACAGUGUCGAGGUCGUACUGCCUAGACAGAGCCCGAUGGCUACCAGAUAG